Cynoglossus semilaevis (tongue sole) is the source of this 3368-nucleotide messenger RNA. RefSeq names its product dynein axonemal assembly factor 11 (gene dnaaf11). Gene Ontology annotation, molecular function: protein binding. Gene Ontology annotation, cellular component: cytoplasm. The transcript has 12 exons. Gene Ontology annotation, biological process: outer dynein arm assembly. The coding region runs from base 193 to 1668 and encodes 491 amino acids. The record is from RefSeq and is a predicted model, not a curated record. Lineage: Eukaryota; Metazoa; Chordata; Actinopteri; Pleuronectiformes; Cynoglossidae.
ACGACGACAGAGGACGGUGACGGUAUCGACCGGUGUUUGGUGACAUUUGAUUAGCAGCUGAGAUAUCGCGGUGAUCCGGUGACACCGUGUGUGUUUGAUUGUCACCUCAAUCACGACUACUUUACGGCAGACUGGACUGGUCAAACCACAGGUCAAAAGGUCACAGCCUCCCCCCUCCCCGGACGGUGUAGAAUGUUCCAGAAACUCACCUGCACUGAAGUCCCCCGCCCCCCCGCUGGCCUCCCUCAGGGUGGCGCUCCUCCCGACCUGCAGGUCCCGCCGGUACAGCAUGUCUUCCGCGGUCCGCAGCUUGGACCUCAGCGCCUCGUUCUCGCUGUGGCUGCGGGAAAUCUCCAGCUGCAGCACGGCGUAACUCUCCUCCACCAGCCCGCAGACCUCCGCCACCGCCGCCUUGGCCAAAGCCUCCAUGAUGGAGGACAGCUGCGCCUGGAACGCCCGGUACAUGGUCGUGAACGGGCGGCAAAGGACGACAAAGUUACCGGGACGUGGACUCACACGGACAUCGUCACUCAGGACUUGGUUCGACGUCGAGCGGAACACAACGACGGUGAGAUCUUCUCUCUGGAGGAGGUUUCUCUUCAUCAACAGGACAUCGAGAAGAUCCAACAUCUGGACAAAUGGUGCAGAGAGCUGAAGAUCCUGUACCUGCAGAACAACCUCAUCUCCAGGAUGGAAAACCUUGGUCGUCUGAAGAAACUGGAGUAUUUGAAUUUGGCCUUGAACAACAUUGAAGUCAUUGAAAACCUUGAAGGCUGCGAGAGCCUCCAGAAGUUGGACCUGACCGUGAAUUUCAUCGGUCGUCUGAGCAGCGUGGAAUCUCUGCGACACAACGUCCACCUCAGAGAGUUGUUUCUGGUGGGAAACCCCUGCUCCGACUACGACGGCUACAGGUCGUACGUGGUGGCGACGCUGGUUCAGCUACAGUGUUUGGACGGGAACGAGAUCAGUCGCUCGGAGAGAAUCCGGGCCUGUCAGUGUCUGGAGGAGGUGAGGAGGAGAGUGAUGGAGCAGGAGGAGCAGCAGGUGUGGAGGAGGGAGAAGGAGAAGAGAGGAGACACUGGUGACAGUGUGUGUCCGCGGCAGCAGGAGGCGCAGCAGGAGGCGCAGCAGGAGGAGCAGCAGGAGGAGCAGGAGUUCUGGAACACACCCUGUUCCUUUACACCAGAGUCUCGUUUGGAGGCACAUCGCCACCUGGAGGAGAAGAGGAGAGCCAUGGAGAAGUCGAAAGAAAAAAAACCAAAGCCUCAGAGAACGUUGAUCACAGAAGACGGUCGAGUCCUGAACGUCAAUGAAGCAAAACUGGAGUUCUCUCUGACUGAGGAUGAGGACAACAACCAGCUGCUCCUGGAUUUGACCGUUUACAGACACAUGGACACCUCCCUCCUGGACGUGGACAUUCAGCCGACAUAUACCAGAGUCUCUGUUAAAGGGAAGGUCUUUCAGCUGGUGCUGCCCGUGGAGGUGAAGCCCGACAGCUCGGUGGCUCAGCGGUCCCAGACCACCGGACACUUGCUGCUCACCAUGCCCAGAGCUGAAGGUGAAAUCAGAGGGACGUGUCACAGCAAAUCCCGACCAAUCACCAGCAGCCGUUUGACCCAGGGACCAGACAGGUACAGGUGUUUCAGACUAAGGUUUUUUACUGUUUGAACCGAUUAUUACUAACAGUAAAAUAAGAAGUACUUUUUAUAUUCACUGUUGAUAUAAAACACUGUUUGAACACAAUGGGUUUUUAACUAAAACUCACAUGGUUCAAGUCCCUGGAGAACCGUGAAGGUGAAAGUGAAGCAGUGUUUUUAUUUUUGUCCACACGUUUGAUUGAUGUUUGACCCCUUAAAUUUCUCAACCUAGUUCCAGCAGCAGGGGGCGCACCGUGUGCAGUCAGUGCUUUAACUGUUAAUGUUCUGCUGGUCCAGUGGGACCAUCGACAGCUCAGCUUCCCCUCCUGGUGACCCCUUCAGCUCGAAGGCCUCGUCGGACGGUUAGCUAUCGCUAUCGCUAUCGCUGCGUCGUCAUUAGCAUUUUACGAUCUCGCCCUCGCUCCCGUCCUUCACGUGUCCUCAUCAGAGAGAUGGUGAAUUAAAACGAUAAGCUGCUGCUGUCGGUGGCUGCGGAGGUUAGCGCUGACUUAUGGCACCAUCUGGACAUGAUUAGGUUUGUGACCUUUGACCUCAGACAUGGCUCCAGGAUCUGCGGCUGAAGGCCGUGAUUGAGCCUGAGAUGAAUGUCGUGGAUGACACCGGGCCCAGAGACGUUACCUCUGCAGCUCGGAAGGUUCAGAUGAACAUGCUAAUGUUCUGAGAGGCUCUUCACAGGUCAGAGGUCAGGGUCAAGGUCAGUCACGGUGCUGCUGCGGCCUUCUGGACCUCCGGAGUCGGAGGGACAGACAUAAAACAAAUCUCAGGCAGCGUUGACCAACGUGUGGAGGUGAUCUGAGUUCAGACCAAAGUCCAUAUUAACCACCACAGGAAUUAUGUGCUGCCCCCUGUGGUGAAGUAUCAGAACCACGUCAGUGCCGAGGCAGCAGUGGAUCAACAGCUGAUUUUCCCUCAACUGACACAACUGUUGACAAACUGGUUUCCUCUGGUGAGACACAGACAUGGGGGCCUGUGAUUGGUCACCUGCUCAUCAGCAGGGGGCGUGGCCUGUCUCCUACUUAAACCUCUGAGGUUAAUGAAGCGAGCAGACGUUCACACGACUGGAUGAUCGAUCACUUCCCCCGUUCUUAUCAAUAACAGUAUUGAUGAAGUCAUUCACUUUGAAGUUUGCAGAGUGGCUAAUGGAGAGGUCAAAGGUGAGGCAACGUUAGCGCUGCAGAGCAGAGAAAACCUGGCCCUCAGACUGAUUUACAGCUCCGGCUGUUUGAAGUCAAAACAUCAGGAGAAAAUCCACAGCUAGAAACAGGAAGGUUAGGGUUCGAUUCUCUUCCUGUUUCACUGCUGAGGUGGAGGUCGACUGGACGGAGAAGGUUUUUGUUCUUUGAAGACUUGGAUGUCCAGGUUUCUGUCUGACAAUGUCCCUUUGACCUCUGGUUGGUUGAUGUGUUUGGUGAAGGGUUCUAACUCCACAGUCCUGGUGGUGGAGCUGAGGUGGAGCAGCGUGGGAACCUGGAGCUCUGGCUUUUAGUCACUGUUCUUUGGUCAUUUUGACCAAGUAAAAAGUGACGUCAAAUGAGAACUUAGACACACACGUAGCUACUGGAUCACGUUUCUUUACUUUGAGUCUUUAGAGCCGUCUUUUAGAACAUGUGAAAAUUGUUUGUUUGUUUGAUUUUCUCCACUGACUUUGGUCUGAACUAAACUCUCUGAUUUUCUCCAUGGACUUUGGUCUGAACUAAAAUUUCUGAUUUU